UCUCCAUCCGGGUGCUGCGGCGUGGAUAAGAGCCGCACCGCGCUUGCGCGCCCAGCCCCACUGCUUCGACCUCUGCCGCCGCUGUCGCCGCCGCCGCCGCCGCCGCCUCGGGAGAGAGGGAGCGGGAGAGGAGCCCACGUCGCCUGUCACCCACAUCCACGCCGCACCGCCUGGAGGAAAGAUGUUCGCCUGCGCCAAGCUCGCCCGCACCCCCGCUCUGAUCCGAGCUGGAUCCAGAGUUGCAUAUAGACCAAUUUCAGCAGCAGUGUUAUCUCGACCCGAGGCUAGGACUGGAGAGGGCUCUACGGUAUUUAAUGGGGCCCAGAAUGGUGCGUGUCAGCUGAUCCGAAGGGAGUUUCAGACCAGUGUAAUCAGCAGAGACAUUGAUACUGCUGCCAAAUUCAUUGGUGCAGGCGCUGCAACAGUAGGAGUUGCGGGUUCUGGUGCUGGUAUUGGAACAGUCUUUGGCAGCCUUAUCAUUGGUUAUGCCAGAAACCCUUCACUGAAGCAGCAGCUGUUCUCAUAUGCUAUCCUGGGAUUUGCCUUGUCUGAAGCUAUGGGACUCUUUUGUUUGAUGGUUGCUUUCUUGAUCUUGUUUGCCAUGUAACAGAAAUUACUGCCUGAAAUGUUGGCAUUCAUAGUAAUUACGGAUGUAAUUCUGUGUAUCUUACUGUGACCCCAAAAGCUAUAGUGCUGGCGUCAUGGAAAUGUACCGUUUCCAAAGUCAUUUCAUUAAAGAUGAAAACUUUAA
Molecule: messenger RNA, 751 nt
Organism: Chionomys nivalis (European snow vole)
Lineage: Eukaryota; Metazoa; Chordata; Mammalia; Rodentia; Cricetidae
Gene: Atp5mc3
Product: ATP synthase membrane subunit c locus 3
Exons: 5
Coding region: 182-607 (141 amino acids)
Biological process (GO): proton transmembrane transport; proton motive force-driven ATP synthesis
Molecular function (GO): proton transmembrane transporter activity
Source: RefSeq, a predicted model, not a curated record